This is a messenger RNA of Exophiala viscosa, 1168 nucleotides long. Its product is annotated as signal recognition particle, subunit SRP19. Gene Ontology annotation, molecular function: 7S RNA binding. Lineage: Eukaryota; Fungi; Ascomycota; Eurotiomycetes; Chaetothyriales; Herpotrichiellaceae. Gene Ontology annotation, biological process: SRP-dependent cotranslational protein targeting to membrane; SRP-dependent cotranslational protein targeting to membrane, signal sequence recognition. The transcript has a single exon. Gene Ontology annotation, cellular component: signal recognition particle, endoplasmic reticulum targeting. The record is from RefSeq and is a predicted model, not a curated record. Bases 101 to 1051 code for a protein of 316 amino acids.
CGAGAGUAGAUUGCCUACAAUACAUUGUUUCAAGCAACAUUCAGGACUCAUCUUCGACGCCGCUUGACCAUCCGCCGUCUUUACGCUCAAGUCUUACAAGAUGUCCCACGCUCAAGUUGAAGAGCUCUCGGACUCGGACCCCGAAAUCGACGACCCCUCCAACUUCCUCCCUCCAUCCGACGACCUAAUCAUCCGGCCAGUAGAUCAACCCUCACAAUCCAAACCAUCGCAACCCUCCUCAAGUGCACCUCCGAAUCCCCUAUUUGGCUCCAGUACAGCCCCGGACCCGACCCUCUUCCGCCCGCCCCCAGUCCCCCAACAAACCCGCGAAACAAUCAAGACCUUCCAAUGCCUAUACCCAGUGUACUUCGACAGCACUCGCACCAAGGCCCAAGGCCGGCGCGUGUCCUCCAAACUCGCAGUCCCCAAUCCCCUAGCAUUCAACAUCCUCGCCGCCGCUCGUGCGACAAUAGGCGAUGGCGUCCUACAAUUCGCAUUCGAGCCCGACAAGACGCACCCCAAGGACUGGGCAAAUCCAGGACGUAUACGAGUCCAGCUAUUCGAUAAGGACUCGCAUAAACCUUUACACCCGACGAUAAAAAGCAAGGCGCAUUUAUACAGCGUGAUAGGAAAGUGGUUGAAAGACCAUCCUACCUCGAAAGAAGAUCCCUUGCAAGUUAGAAUACCCGGAUUGCCGGUCCCCGAGAACUUUGGCAAGGAGGAUAUUCCGAAACCGAGGGGGUGGAAAAUGGGUUCGAUAUUGCCUAUACAUUCGCCUGCCGUGAGUGGAGGUGGUGUGCGGGAAGAUUUCUUCAAGGAAGCUAUGGAAGAGAUUAGACAGGCACAAAGCCAGGGUCAAUUACCGGCUGGCAUGCCUGGAGGAGGUGGUGGCGGUGGAGGAAUGCCUGACAUGGCCGCGCUGCAAAACAUGAUGUCCGGCAUGGGCAUGGGCGGAAUGGGUGGAAUGGGAGGUAUGCCUGGACUUGGUGGAGGAGGUGGUAUGGGCGGCGAAUCUAGUGGUGGGAAGAAGAAAAUCAAGAAGAAGGGCUGAAAUAUGGGCUGCACUGAACGAUGUACAUGCAUCAAGGCGUCCAGCUCAAAGCACUAAAGUAUGAAAGCCACGUUCGUCAUCAUCCAUCAGCACGAUCACAGUCACUGUGCGAAUAAA